AUGUCAGUGUUACAUUCCCUCACUCGAUCGACUUUCGCGACCUUACGUGCUGACUAGUCGUCUCCGUUUUCUCCCGUCCAGCCUCGGCCCCUUUUCCAGACGGCGCUCCUCCCACGCCCGACCCGAAUCCCCCCCCCCCCCCUUCAGCCCCAUCAGCCACCGUCAGUGUCUUUGAAUUCACGUUGAACGUGCUUGAUCAACCCCCCUUCAACGCUCAGUCCUGAUGGCAGGAUGUUCCUAUAUCUGCUCUUUUGAAUGCAACUCAAGCCAUUCCCUCCUUGCCCGCACGAUCCGCUCCUCCGCGGUCCCUACGACCCCAACGCCAGUUACUACGCCCUCACUUUCGACGACUACUGGCUCCCGCGGGAUACCGAGGUCGAGCUCUUCACGGCAUCGAUACCGAGCAUACCUGGAAGAUAGGUGAUUUGGUACGUGCUUGUCUACAUCCCAUCCUGUUUCAUUGACCCCAAGCGGCGGCAGCGGCGGUUGGCGCGCUUGCGAACAUCAGAAAAGGAGCUGACCUCCGCCUCGGUGAUUCGCCGCAUAGUUUUCCGUGGGACGAAAGCCGAAUCUAUGCGUGUGAGUCGAGCAUAG
Microbotryum saponariae is the source of this 594-nucleotide messenger RNA. The record is from the annotation of a GenBank genome assembly. Lineage: Eukaryota; Fungi; Basidiomycota; Microbotryomycetes; Microbotryales; Microbotryaceae.